Messenger RNA from Talpa occidentalis (Iberian mole), 3067 nucleotides. RefSeq names its product glyoxylate and hydroxypyruvate reductase (gene GRHPR). Gene Ontology annotation, molecular function: hydroxypyruvate reductase (NADH) activity; hydroxypyruvate reductase [NAD(P)H] activity; glyoxylate reductase (NADPH) activity. Gene Ontology annotation, cellular component: cytosol. The transcript has 11 exons. Bases 63 to 1049 code for a protein of 328 amino acids. The record is from RefSeq and is a predicted model, not a curated record. NCBI's taxonomy places the organism in Eukaryota, Metazoa, Chordata, Mammalia, Eulipotyphla, Talpidae.
GCCCGUCCCGCUUCCGGCCGGCGGGGUCCGGGGCAGGUCGGUGUCCAGUAGCUGCUGGGUGCAUGAGGCCAGUACGACUCAUGAAGGUGUUCGUCACUCGUAGGAUCCCCCCGGAGGGCAGGGCCGCGCUGGCCAAGGCGGCAGACUGUGAAGUGGAGCAGUGGGAUUCCGACGAGCCCAUCCCCACUAAGGAGCUGGAACGAGGUGUGGCCGGGGCGCACGGCCUGCUUUGCCUGCUCACUGACCGUGUGGACAAGAAGAUCCUGGACACCGCGGGAGCCAAUCUCAAAGUCAUCAGCACGCUGUCCGUGGGUGUCGACCACUUGGCUUUGGAUGAAAUCAAGAAGCGCGGGAUCCGUGUGGGCUACACCCCAGACGUCCUGACAGACGCCACAGCGGAACUGGCCGUCUCCCUGCUGCUCACCACUUGUCGCCGGUUGCCGGAGGCCAUCGAGGAGGUGAAGAAUGGUGGCUGGACCUCAUGGAAGCCCCUGUGGAUGUGUGGCUAUGGCCUCUCGCAGAGCACCGUGGGCAUCAUCGGCCUGGGACGCAUAGGCCAGGCCAUUGCUCGGCGUCUGAAACCAUUUGGUGUCCAGAAAUUUCUGUACUCCGGGCGCCAGCCCAGACCUCAGGAAGCAGCAGAAUUCCAGGCAGAGUUUGUGCCCACCUCUCAGCUGGCCGCAGAGUCUGAUUUCAUCGUUUUGGCCUGCUCCUUAACGCCUGCCACCAAGGGACUCUGCAACAAGGACUUCUUCCAGCGGAUGAAAAAAACGGCUGUGCUUGUCAAUAUCAGCAGGGGAGACGUCGUAAACCAGGACGACCUGUACCAGGCCUUGACCAGUGGUCAGAUUGCAGGGGCUGGACUGGAUGUGACGACCCCGGAACCACUGCCUACAAACCACCCUCUCCUGACCCUGAAGAACUGUGUGAUCCUGCCCCACAUUGGCAGUGCCACCCACGGAACCCGAAACACCAUGUCUCUGUUGGCCGCUAACAACUUGCUGGCUGGCCUGCGAGGGGAGCCGAUGCCCAGUGAACUCAAGCUGUAACCAGACAGGGAACCUGGAGGGUCAGGAGGAAACAGACGCCGCCAGGCUUGGUUCGGACCCACAGGACGGGAGCCAAGGAAGAAAACCUGAUCUGUGCUGAUUCUGUGGAGGGAGGCUGGUGCUGAGGGCUGUGCUUGCUGCGUCUGUGAUUGGAAACAUCUGCGCCCAAAGCGUUUAAUUAAAUGAUUCUCUGCAAGAGUGUCUCUGCCUGUAACUGGGAGAAGCUAAGCAAGGAGCAACUGCCUACUUUUCCUCCUGAGGAAAGUGCCCUGCGGGCUGCUGCCCGACCCAGUCCUCACGCCUCGGCGUUUUCAUUCCCAGAACCUGCCCAAGCCACUCCACCCCUCCCCUUCUGCUCACAUUCCUUCGUGUGUCCCUCGUGGAGGCUAGGACAGCCGCACCCCGUGGUCACCAUCUUGUAUCUGCUGCCUGGACCCAAUUAAAUAAGCUGCUGCAAUUAAAUAUGCACAGCCAAGAGAGCUACCUAAGGUCACAACACUUUUCUCGGUCAAGACUAACCAGGCCUGGCCGUCGGCACUACCAAGGCCCAGCUCCUGCCAAAGCAGGCAGGAUCCAGCUCUUCCCACAGCCAAGCCAAAGUGGCAGACGGAGCUUCCAACCUGGGAGGCAGAUUCGCUGCCUUCUGCCUGUGAGGUCACAUCGCUCACUUCAUCCUGAGGUUCAGGAGAGCUCAGGGGCUCAGAUUUUACCACCACUCUCAUGUGCUCCUUUUCACCAAGGCCGGCCUCAGGAUUUUCACACUGAAAAGCGCUUUUUUCAGUCACAGCUUCCUGUUCAAAACUAGUCUCAACCUGAGUUGCACGAGAGGCCAUGGACAACUGUGCCAUGUUGCCGGCACCGUUGUCAGACUGGCUGGGCACCUGGGCAUCUUCUUGAGCACCAAAAGACUGGUCAAAUAUGAUGGCACUGUCUUCCUGGUUGUCGGUCAUGCCGUCAGCCUUAGGGUUAUCCACAAUUUUCAGAGAAUCUGGUGAAAAGAACUCCUCUCGAGAAUGAACCCCCGAUGGCCCAUUCUCAGGCGUGACAUCAGAAAUGGCAGACUCAUCCAUGGUGGGCCGGAGGCGCUGUCUGGCCCGCUCCUCUGCAGACUGCUUGCGCUUAUGAAGGCGUCUCAUGGGGAAGGGUGUCCGCUGGUCCAGGUUACUGCGGAUCGAUGAGCUCAUGGGGGCCGGCUGCUCCUCCCCACUCUGGCUGGAAUUGAGGGCUGAGCUCACGAUGCUUAGACCCAGCUGCUGCAGCAUAAAAGAGCGCUGCAUGCGGGCACUCUGCUCCUGAACGCGCUCACUGGGGGGAGACAUGGGCAGUGUCCUUGUUGUUAGGUAAUGUUUACAUGCCUUAACAACAGAGUUCAAAUGCAGGUGAGAGGCUGCCAAUAAGACAUCCAUAACAUUGCUCUCCCCCAGCAUGAGGGUGGAGGUAUACAUCAUGUCAAUCAGUGCGGCAAAGGCCUCUGCUGUCACUACCUCGCUAUCCAACUGGAUCAUGUUCAUGGUCUGAUCUCCCUCUGCUACUGAGAACAGGGCUCGGAAAUGCGUGCUGCAUGCUGCCAGUACGGAGCGGUGAGCUUUAAAAUGCCGAUUCCCCACCACAAUAACACAAUCACACAGCUGGCCAUGAAGUCUCUGGUAAUUCAGCUGCUGGAAGAUCUGUUCAAAGUGUCCUGGGAAAUCCAUGAUCCUAUGGGAAAGAAAAGGAAAGUGUUAAGACUUAGGAAAGCUUCAGGGAAAGUCAGAGCACACAGGGCAUGACAAGGAGAGACACAUGGACAGUCAACCUUGGACUCGGAAAGCUUGCGAUAUUUCUAAUAAUAAGCACAUGGACUAACAACCUGUCAAAUAAGGAACAAAUGCAAAUUUGGCUAACAGACCUGGAAGCAUGCACACAUGGGGAGCAACUACUGGCUGUUUACAGACUCCUCUUCAGUCCACUUUUAACACUUUUUUUUUUAAAGAUUUAUUUAUUUAUUUAUACAAGCACUGGGUACAGUCAGAAGCGCG